Saccharomyces kudriavzevii IFO 1802 is the source of this 1263-nucleotide messenger RNA. RefSeq lists its product as uncharacterized. The record is from RefSeq and is a predicted model, not a curated record. Bases 1 to 1263 code for a protein of 420 amino acids. The transcript has a single exon. Lineage: Eukaryota; Fungi; Ascomycota; Saccharomycetes; Saccharomycetales; Saccharomycetaceae.
AUGUCUGGUUAUUUUUCAGGAUUCUCCCUGAACAAGAUCACCGAUUCAAUUGCUACCGCCGCACACAAGACUCAAGACACACUGAACAAUGCGUUGGCAAGUGCAAACGUGAAUUUAAAUGACCCUGAAACAAGAUUGUCCAUUAAAUCACGUACCAGGUUUGUUCAGGAAUCAUUGGGUACUGUUUCUGACAUAAGUAAGUUACCGCCACAGUACCAAUUCUUGGAGAAGAAAAGCGAUUCUUUAGAGAAAGUUUGCAGGAGAAUUUUACUGGUGUCCAAAACCUUUGAGGUGGAGGGCUACGACUACCCGCCAAAUUUAACGGAAAGUAUUUCGGAUUGGUGGUCCGUCAAUAAAGACGGCUGGUUUGGUUCUAGGAAAUCGGAAAAUGCCAAUAAAAAGAAAGUUUCCAACCAUGAUGACGCCUUUUUGCCAAGAUCUUUUGCUCAAGCGAUCUCAAAAGCCGCUGUUGACUGCGAGUGUGAAUUUCAAAGCCUAAAACAAGAUGAAAAGGCAGGAUUGAAGAAGAAAAGCGAAUCUAAUGAAACCGCACAGGAUGCAGAGGCGCAAGAAGAGGACGAGGAAGAUGAAGAAGAUGAAGAUUUAUCUAACUUGAUUAAAGUCUUUGACUCCUGGUCAACUUGUUACAAAAACAUUGAUGAAGGUAAAGCAGAAAUGGAUUCAACGAUGAUUAAAGAGUUCAACAAAAAACUAGAGAAACUGAUAAACAAAGACUUCAAGAAAGUUCACGAAUUGCGCAAAAAAGUGGAAGAUUCAAGACUCAAAUUCGACACAAUGCGUUAUGAAGUCAAAUCAAAAGAAGCGAAGCUGAAGGCUCAAAAGGCUGAAACCUCAAAGGAGGUUGACGACAAAGCUGUUAGCGCAAACGCCCCCAUUUCUCCGGAUGAAAAUCCGACUACUGAGGAUGAGAGUCCCAUAUCAAAGGAUUUAGAAGGUGAUUCAAAGAAAGAAACCAGCGGAUCCGCCGCAGAUGAUGCCGCUGUUGUGAAAGAAGAUUCGAAAGCUAACCAAGGCGAUGAGCCCACGAUAGAAGACCUCGAAGAAAACAAAUUACUGGAAAAAUUAGAAGAUGAAUUUGUCUCCAAUACCACAACCGCUGUGGAAAUAAUGGAAGAGAUUACCGACAGUUCUGAUAUUUUGGGCUUGGUGAAGUUGUUCCAAAAUUUUCAAUUGGUUUAUUUCAGACAAUGUGUCCAGGAAGUGGAAGCAAACCUUAAGGUUUUAAAUAGUUUAGAAAAUUAG